CAGACCAUUCUAUCUCUGCAAUGUCUCAGACGUCUACUGAAAUUUUGAAUUUACAAUGUAGUAAACACAUGCUUAAUUUGCAACCGGGCGUGGUAAAAUUCUUUCGAAAACUGCCCGACGGAUGUGGCUAGUAUAGGUGAUACUGAUUUCCCGUUAAUUUUCUCACUGUGACUGUGACACUGUGAAAUCUAUCAGACACAACCCUCCAAUUGUUGCUCAUUCAACGCUUUGCAGAUCUAGAGUCCGCUCCAAGUGGUGACUAAACAAUGCAGCUGCAAUCCUUUGCUGCUUGUACUCUUUUCUGCUUGCUGGCUACUUAUGCUUCGACGGUGUCAGGGUUUGAAGGUAGCACUUUUUUCGUCGGUCACGCCCAUAACGUGGUGAAUGUUACGUUCAACGCCACGCACCACCAAGCCGGUUUCUUGUUUGCAAACGGAAACGCGUCUGCCGUAGUCGGAGAGAUACGUGGAUUAGACUGUAGCAAGAAGGACAAGGUCAUGUGCUGGUCGGAUGCGAAGAAUAACGAAAUCAGGUGCUCGGAUUCGGAAUCGAUCGAGAAGUGCGCCGAUGAUCGGUUUGAUUACCAUAUCAAGUCUGUAGCCUGGAAUCUAGAAAGAACCGGUGGAGUCGCUCUGCAUCAGUGCAACACGAUGGUCUACUGGACCGAUUUGGGCCGAUCGACGAUUAGCGUGAUGAAAGUUGGAAAAAAUAAUCUGGACGAGGUAACGCGCGGAGUGUCUAAGGACAUUCUGACGGCAGAGGACGGACUUGAAGAGCCGCUUUCGAUUGCAGUCGACUCGUGCGCGGGGUAUAUAUUCUUUACGGAUGUGGGACCGUUUGAUGUGCAAGUGGCGAGAGCCGAGACGGACGGAUCGCGCGUGAAAACACUCGCCACUCGCACGCCCGAUCGUUCGGCCUUGCGUUCCCCGCAGGCUCUCGCUCUCGACCGUCUCAAACAGAUCGUCUUCUUUGGCGACAAACACCGUCAGGAGAUAUACAAGAUGGACUACAACGGCAACAACUACAUGAAGAUAACAAGAGCAAGGGCGGGACAGAUCAACGACAUGGCUUUGGGAUGCAAAGGUUUAGGUCUUGUCUACACGGUUGCUACUCGCAACGAUCCUGCCUACUUGCAUGUUGGAGACUCUGAGCCUCACAAGAUGAAUUUCAGUGUUGUAUACAAAAGCUAUUACGGUGUUUGCUCUUAUUGCGAUCACUGCCAGUGUCAGAGCCUCAGUCCGUGCUCACUGCAGAACGGCGGCUGCAGUCAUUUGUGUUUCACCUCACCUUCAGGAGAGAGAAGGUGCGACUGCCCGCUCGCAUAUAGACUCGACGAUCAAGACAACACUCAAUGCAAAGUUGCAACCGAUCACCUGUUGGUCGCCAACGUUAAAAAUCUCUUGUGGAUCGAAGCGAUGCAAAAUAGCAGCUUGUUUGGAACAGACUCGAAAGUCUUACCCAUCGGUCAUCUAAGAAGUAUGGUCGCACUCGACUACGUGAAACGCUCCGGACACUCGUAUAUCGUGUAUACAAACAAUUUCGCCGUACAGCGCAGUCGACUCGACGGCUCAGAGACGCUUACGAUCGUCGGCGGGCUUCCGGAUGCCAAGGGCAUUGCAGCAGACUGCGCAACAGGCAACAUCUACUACACUGAUCUCGCAAAGCCUUUAAUCGCAGUGUCAAACUUUGACGGUACGCUGCAGACGGUCUGCUUUUCAAGUCCGACAGUUAGCAAGCCAUUCUCUCUAGCACUAAACAUUAAGAUCGGGACGUUUUACUUCAGCGAUAUCGACAGGUCGGCUAUCUAUGAGGCAUCGAUGGAUUGCACUGGGUCACCGAAGGUGCUCGUUUCCGUCUACAUGGCAGCGGGUUUGACGCUCGAUGAGAGCGCUCAGCUUCUGUAUUGGGCCGAGUUUGCGCAAGCGACUAUACACUACGUCGAUCUUAAGACGAAAUUGCAAAGUGAAAUCUCUGUUUCCUUCUCCUACAUCAGAAGACCGUUUGACAUGACACUACUCGGAAAUUACUUGUACGUUACGGACUGGGUGUCCCACUGUGUUAGCCGCGUGCAUAAAACGUCCGGUAGCGUGCAAGGCGUAUCGUGCAACCACAACCCAAGGCUCAACGGCAUUGCUCAUUUACAGAAAACGUGCACGAAGGCAUCAGGCGUUUGCAGUACGUGUCGUCACCCGCAGAUGUGCAUGCUCUCGUCUGGAAGCUCAUCGUACGUGUGCGUAUGCCCGAGUGGGUUGAUCACCAGUGGAAGCAGCUGCAUACUUCCAAGCGAAACCUUCCUUCUCGCGGCAUCGAUGAAAUCUAUCAUUGCUAUCCCCGUAAGAGAAAGUGCGUCGUGGACCGCGCGACUUCCUCUGCCUCCUCAGACAAACCUCGUCGCCAUAGAUUACGACUACAAAGGGAAGCGAGUGUUUUGGACAAACGUUGAUGCAAAAAAUAUACAGUCGGCGAAUCUAGACGGAAGCAACGUGACAACGGUGCUUUCUCACGACCGUCAUCGAGACGUUUGUCGUCUCUGCGUGCCGGACGGACUCGUUUACGACUCUACGAACGACCGUCUGUAUUACACGGACUAUCGAGCCAACGAAAUAUGCUACGUCACGCCAGACGGUGAGGUUCAUCGCGUCGUGGACGGUCUCGACGGCCCGAGAUCUCUCAUCGUGAGACCCGACCAAAAUAAGUUGUACUUCACUGAAUGGGGAAAUAAUGCCACCAUCUCUUCGCUGGAUAUCUCGAGUCGCGUAUCCGAACAUGCAACACCUAAGGUACUGCUCUCGACGGGCAUUUCAUGGCCUAACGCUUUGGCUAUGAGUAAAGACGGAAAGACUUUGUACUUUGGAGACGCCAAGGAAGAUUACGUCGCCUCAUUCGACUUGCAAUCGCAACGCGUCACAUAUAUUACUAAUUCGACUCACAUCUAUGCCCUUGACGUGUACGAUGACUACAUCUACUGGACGGACUGGGACAGUGGCGUACACAAGAUUCCGGUCAAAGGCGGUACCGUGAUCCAGUUGGCGACCAGAAGCGACGUGCAUCGAGCAUCCGGCAUACGGGUGUUCAGGCCGAAAGAAUGAUGCGAGGAUCACGUUUUGUCGUUUGUGAUUGUGCCUGGUAAGUUGUAGUUGGUCCUCAGCAUUGGUAGUGAUUGCAAUGAGUGAACAUUGUUUGAUCUGUGGUUCGUCUGUUUGCUUUCUUGACUCGCUCUUGGGCAAAGAUAAUUGCUGCAUGCAUCUCUUUGUUCUAUUGAUGUUGCGCGUGUUGGGUGACGUUACGUUAUGCAAGAUUAUUCACACUGACCACUGUUGUUGCCGUGACGUUAACGUACUGUACUCAUUUUAGUAACGUAAUCUAAGACGUUGAGAUAGAUUCAACU
This is a messenger RNA of Corticium candelabrum, 3388 nucleotides long. Its product is annotated as low-density lipoprotein receptor-related protein 4-like. Bases 267 to 3089 code for a protein of 940 amino acids. The transcript is spliced from 11 exons. Lineage: Eukaryota; Metazoa; Porifera; Homoscleromorpha; Homosclerophorida; Plakinidae. The record is from RefSeq and is a predicted model, not a curated record.